Molecule: messenger RNA, 651 nt
Organism: Nelumbo nucifera (sacred lotus)
Lineage: Eukaryota; Viridiplantae; Streptophyta; Magnoliopsida; Proteales; Nelumbonaceae
Product: heterogeneous nuclear ribonucleoprotein 1-like
Biological process (GO): regulation of gene expression
Cellular component (GO): nucleoplasm; chromatin
Molecular function (GO): RNA binding
Source: RefSeq, a predicted model, not a curated record
AUGCUAAAGGUUAUGGGUCCGAAAUCUAAGGGUGCAUCAUCAGAAAAUGAUUCAAAGCCCUCUAAUGACCAGCACAUAGGAGAGGGACCGAGUCCUGGAAUGAUUUUUAUCGGUGGAUUAGCCAAAGACAUGAGCUUAGCUACAUUCACAAAGUAUUUCAUAAAAUAUGGAGAGAUAACCAAUUCAGUGAUAAUGAAAGAUCGAUACAUCGGGCAACCAAGGGGUUUUGGGUUUAUUACUUAUGCUAAUCCAUUAGUUGUUGACAAGGUUAUCGAAGAGACCCAUGUUAUCAAUGGAAAACAAGUUGAAGUUAAAAGAACCAUACCUAAGGGCUCUAUACAAUCUAAGGAUUUUAAAACAAAGAAGAUUUUUGUUGGUGGGGUGCCAACAAUUGUCCCUAAAGACAAGUUCAAAAAGUUCUCUAAGUAUGGGAAGGUGGUGGAUCAUCAGAUCAUUCAUGAUCAUGUAACCAAUCAUUCUCGAGGCUUUGGAUUCAUUAUAUUUAACAGUGAACAAGUUGUAGAUGAUAUGUUAGCCAAGGGUAAUAUGAUUGAUAUGGUAGGCACCAAGGUGAGUUUAAUGAAACUGUUAUUCAAGAAGUCUGUGUACGCCGAUAUGGUUUUACUUCAUGUUGCAACAUGCAACUUUUAA